GGUACAGAUGAAGUGUCAGUGUCAGCGAUGGAGGGAGAUUCAGUCACUCUACACACUGAUGCUAAAAUAAACCACGGAGAAAAUAUCACAUGGUAUUUUAACGACUCUCUCAUCGCACAAAUCAAUGGAGAUCUGAGUGAAAACUGUACUGUUGAUCACUGUGAUGCAGUUACUUUGAUAAUCAAAAGCAGACUGAAACUGCACUGUAGAACUGGAUCUCUGACCAUCACAAAAAUCCACACCACAGAUGCUGGAGUUUAUAAACUGAAGAUCUCAAACAACACCAGAGAAAAUGACAAGAGCUUUAAUAUUGCUGUCAAUGAUACUGUUAAAGAAGAAAUGAUAAAAAACGAAGGAGAAGCUGUCACUUUAGAUCCCUGUAAAACAAAAAAAGCGAUAUAUUCGAUGACGUGGUAUUUUUGUGGUGACGUUCUCAUCACUGAAGAUCCCAAUAAAACCUGUAUAGAUGUUCAGUGUGAAAAGCCAUUCAGAGACAAACUGAAGGUGGAUCAUCAGAAUGGAUCUCUGACCAUCACAAACUUCAACACCAGAGACUCUGAAGUUUGUAAACUAAAAAUCAUCAUCAGCGACGGAUACGUCAGCAUCAUCAGGCUGAAGAGAUUUAAUGUUCUGGUCAAUUCUGAGCAGAAGGGCAACCAACAGCAAAGUGCUGCAGUGGAGAUUUGCAACGGCGUUUUUCUGACGCUGCUGCUGGCGGCCGCUACAGCUGCUGCUGUCAUGAUUUACCGGAGACUCCACCGGAAACUCAGAGGAACGCCUUGGCAUGAAAACGAUGCUGAUAAUCCUAAUAACAUUCCUUUGAGGGAGUUCAGAGUUUUAUAAAUCAGACUGAGAAUUAAACAAUGUAACAUCACUUCAACAUUGAAAGAGAGACUGAAGAGAAUAAGAAAAUGGAGA
Molecule: messenger RNA, 918 nt
Organism: Danio aesculapii
Lineage: Eukaryota; Metazoa; Chordata; Actinopteri; Cypriniformes; Danionidae
Exons: 4
Coding region: 28-843 (271 amino acids)
Source: RefSeq, a predicted model, not a curated record